AUGUUCGUGCUGGCUCCGUCCGUCCAUUCCCGAUCGUCCACUCCCUCCACCCUGUACCUCAAGAUGUACGCCGCCUCCGCUGUCCGCGCCCGAAUGGCCACUGUCGCUGCCCGUCGUGGCUUCUCCACCACUCGCGCCCAGCUCGGCAGCCCCUACCACUACGCUGAGGGCCCUCGCUCCAACAUCCCCUUCAACCCCUUGACCAAGCACUUCUUCUGGCGCUACUGGGCUUUCAUGGUUACCGGAUUCGGUGCCCCCUUCGCCAUUGCUGUCUGGCAAACCUACAAGACCAAAUAA
Molecule: messenger RNA, 297 nt
Organism: Penicillium daleae
Lineage: Eukaryota; Fungi; Ascomycota; Eurotiomycetes; Eurotiales; Aspergillaceae
Product: cytochrome c oxidase VIIc family protein
Exons: 4
Coding region: 1-297 (98 amino acids)
Biological process (GO): mitochondrial electron transport, cytochrome c to oxygen
Source: RefSeq, a predicted model, not a curated record